GGUUGUUCAUUUCCAAAAUCUUACUUCGAAAAUUUGUCAACAUACUGUCAAAAUUACUUGAUAUAUUCUUAUGCAGCUGGUGAAAUAAACUAUAAGGACUUGGCUUUACUACUAACCUAUCCGACCGGGGAUUCGUCUUUCUCGUCACCCCAUCACGCUGAAGAGAAACCGCCUUCUACUGUAUUCCGAAGCUUCAGCUUUCACAAUCUGAUUAAAUGUCUCAUUAUGGCACAUUUUCUGUCUAAAGUUGCCCGAAAAAUGGGCCUACUUGGUGUUCGCAUCACGGUGGUGCGCUUUUCUCGCGGCAAAGUACGCAUUAUCCAGUCGGUCUUUCCAUCCGAUGAUUGGGAAAGUAUUCUCCCUGAGGAAGAACAAGGACCUGCGUUGGAGAAGGAUCAAUGGUGAGGCUGGAUUGACUGUGAGAUAUAAAGUAUAGAAAGGGCACUACAAAUCCAUCGUUCACCACCCCGUCGGUACCUGAACUACCUGUGAUAUAAACUCUCAAUAGGCCGAAUCCUCUUCUCCAAUACCAUGGACUUGAUCACAAGCCUCCAGAAUAUCCUGACGAGUAUCUUUGAUCUUGAUACCAUCCAGCUUACUGUUUGGACCACUUCAAUUUCCGAAGUCAUUAAAUAAAAAAUCUACAGUGGGAAUUCAAACCAACUGGAGGCAGAAAUGCUUGUAAUUUUCUCAGCCGUCAAACAACCGCUCUGUGCUUCAUUUUCAGGUCUCUUGUUCUUCCUGCUACCAGAGACCGGGUUCAGAUAUUCGUGGUGGGCACUGCAGACACAAAUCGAUGUGAACCACGUAAGGCC
Penicillium subrubescens is the source of this 815-nucleotide messenger RNA. RefSeq lists its product as uncharacterized. NCBI's taxonomy places the organism in Eukaryota, Fungi, Ascomycota, Eurotiomycetes, Eurotiales, Aspergillaceae. The record is from RefSeq and is a predicted model, not a curated record. Bases 226 to 405 code for a protein of 59 amino acids. The transcript has 2 exons.